CUUCAGCGAGGAAGCAGCGAGUUACUUUUCUUUUCUCUUUUAUUUAAUAAUAAAUACAAUGUCUAAAUCGCAAUUAAGGAAAACGGAGCAUUCGUCCAGCAAAUCAUUUUCAACUGACCGCCAGAAUGAGGCCGUUAAGUCCUCCGACAGUCUCGGGGAUGUCGGGAAAAGAGGAUCUCAUAUCUGGCCAGAGUGGAAUGAUACCGAAGUCAGCAAGGAGUUGGACUCUAAAGGACUGGAGGACAGAAAGUCGAGCAAGAGUCGCAUCCAUUCAUUUUUUGAAGAUCCAGAGGGAAAGCUUCCUUUGCCCCCCCCUCUUAAGGUGCACACAUGGAAACGUCCAGCAGAGUUCAUCGUUAAUAAGGAUGUUACUGUGGUCGAAAAUAAACAGGACUUUGAUCUGGUGUCCCCCAACAAUCAUCUAAUUGGUUGUGAGAUGAUGAGGUGGAUCAUCAGUGAGCUCCAUAUUGUUUGGAUGCUCAAUUCUGACUCAACUACACAAGAAGAUAGCUGGAAACCAUGGGAGCACAUCUACUCGCUGUGUGACGUGGUGAAAGGUCAUGUGCCACUUUAUAACAGCUAUGGAAAAUAUGUGAUCAGACUUUACUGGAUGGGAUCCUGGAGAAAGAUAACUGUGGAUGAUUCCAUGCCAUUCGAUGAGGAAAAUAAUCUGCUUCUUCCUGCCUCCACUUGUCAGUCAGAGCUGUGGCCAAUGCUGCUGGCUAAAGCUCUAAUUAAAGUGGCCUUCACAAACCCUACUUUCCAGGAUGGAGAAGAAAUGGGUGAAUUUUCCUUUAUCCAUGCCCUCACUGGCUGGACACCUGUAAUAAGCCCUAUAAUGCCAGGGCACUCGAAAAAAAUAUGGGAUUUCCUUCAAGACACCAUUCCUAAAUUUAAACACGAGGAUGAGAGUUUGGCAGCGAUGAAGACUGACAUUGAAGAUCCAGCUGGAGGGACAGUUUUCCAUCUAAAUGACAAUAAGAGUCUGCUGCUGGAGACAGAUAACAGCAAAGAUGCCCUAAAAGUGGCAGUUUGUGCCAGCUUCUAUCCUUUUCAACAGCAAAACAGUUUUGGGCGUCUUCAAACGGCAAAUUCCCAAGAACUUUUACGUCACUAUGGCUUGUCAAUGCUACAUAGCCAUGUUGUCCUGCUGACCAGAACCCGAACGUGUCAACUGCAUUCCACUCCCAAACCCUUGACUGUGCCCCAAUGGAAGCUCAUCCGUCCACGCAAGAAGACAGUGAUUUCAUCUGAACCCCGAAAGCCGCAGUUGCCAAAACCACAACAAUUCAUUGAGGUUGCCAGCCCUUUUCUGUUUGACAGUUUUAUAAGCAGAGAAGGCUGUAUCCCAGAACUUAGAGAGACCAAGCAGAGCACUGAAAUGAAGGGUUUCCAUGGAUCCCCUUUGGUGUUGAUUUCGGAGACAGAGGAGACAGAGAGCCUUGAGCUUGAUGUAGCUGAACCAAAUGCCACGGAUGAACUGAAGGUUACAGCAGAGGACACGAUAAAGGACAAUGAUCAUUUCUCUGAAGGUCAACCAACAACUGCGACAUCAGAAACUCGAGCCAAUGAUGCUAGACCCCUACUGAGGACAUGGCUGGACAUGGAUGACUUUGCAAAAUGUUUUCAGACUUUGUUGGUCUUUCAUAAACCCCAGAUGUAUAGUAAUCAUAUUCAUAAAUCACAUUUCAAGACCACUGUCCUGCAAAAAGAUAUUGGAGGAAACAAUGGCUUUGGAUCAUCUAAUCAGUGUCUUUUUAACAGAUCUGUGGAUGUAGCAAGUGCUGAGUGUGCAGAGGUGAGAGGGACUCACUAUCUAUAUGUCGUAUCUCUGCAACCUUCCCAGAUCCUCAUCAGUUUUUCUGCCCUCCUUUGGGGAGGAAUUGGUGAGAAGACAUCUGAUAUGGAGAAACAAUUGUCUGGAGUAUCCAGAUCUGGAGUGCUACUUAUUCAACCUCACUCCUGGACAAGCAUGCAGUCUCAGCUUCCAGUUCUCACCAUCAAGACCACCUACUCAAAGGCAGCCAUGCUUAGCUUACCAGCAGGGCGUCAUUUAUUCUGCCUCCAUGCACAUGGGACUCAAGGCUACGACAUCCACCUGUGCAGCGAGACGUAUUUUAUCAUAGGAGAUGAAGAAGCCAUUAUGCCCCAUCUUGAAAAGGAAAGAGCUCUCUUCACUGUGCAAGCCUCGACCAUAUUUAAGGCCUUGUCCAGCAUGGUUGCAUCCUUCAGUGAUGAGGAGAAGCUGCCAUCAUUUAGAGAGACUCUGGAAAAGACUCUUUUUCUCCAUAACAUCUGCUCCAAGACAGAUAAAUUGAAAUGCCAAAAGGUUUUUAACUCAGCAGUUUACCACAUGGCUUGUGAGGCCAUGGGCAGAAAGCUUACAUCAGAGGAGCACUUUGCACUUCAAGGCCUUACUGGUGACCCCUCACCCUUGACCUCGGACCUCGAAGAAUCACAUGCUACAGCAGAUACAAAUCCAUCAGAAAUAUGGGAAGACAGGGAGCCAAAGCACGAAGGGACAAACCAGGCAGACAUCAUUCUGCAAGCUGAAUCUGAAGGGCACUUGGAGGAAGGGAUGCCUAAUGUCUCAAAAACUGGAACAAAGGAAAACCCUAGAACUUCCAAGACUCUGUCAGAUAUGUGGCUAAAGAUUGAAUCAGAUGCAGACAAACAUGCUGCCUUCUUGCUACGGUACAUCAUUGAAAAUUCUGGAGAAAUUACAGAACUCCAAUGCUGUUUGCAGGAUGAAUCAGCGAGAAUCACCUUUGCUGAUUACUCCGUCUCAUUCAAGAAGACAACCCAGUCCUGGGUUUUGGUCUUCAGAGAGGUGUUCUUUGUUCCAGAGGAGAUGCUACUGGUACCAGUAGUUUUUUCUAUAAUCCCUAAUUGUUCUUUACAUGUUGUAAACAAUGACACUGGAGAGGAGAUUGGAAUGCUUAAAGUGCUUCCUCACGAUUAUAAACCCAACAAGCUUGGUUACACAUUUGUUGCAGAAUCAAUCAAUCCUCAGAUCCCUGCUGGUGAAGCCACGUGGCGACUACGUUUGAUUGGUACAAAAGAACCACUUCCAAAACUGUCCCGUGAAACUCCUGCUAGUACAUUCUCAGUGAAGGAAUUCCAAGAUUAUUACAUUCCAAACAAAGAAAAUCAUAUAUGUCGGUACUGUGUGCAAGUGACUACAGAUGUCCUGGGCACGAUUCAGUUUGAAACCUCUGAUCCACACGUUUGGAUUCAUCUGUCUGUUCUGGACGAAGAGGAGGAGGUGGCUGGUGUUACUGGGAGGGGCUUCGUUAUACUUCCUGUAUUUUUCUUCAUGCCCAACAAAGACCCGGGUUGUACAGAUAAAAAACAAAAUGUAUCCUUGUACCAAGAUACUUCUGAGCAAAGGCAUGUCACAGCCAGCCCAGCAGGGAGAUCAGACAUCCCAUCCGACCAGAGCAAGGAUCAUAAGUAUGUGGUGCAGGCAGAGGUGCUCAGUAGCAGCUGGACUUUGGAUGAAUCCCAGAUAACUUUUGUCCAUAUGCUACAAGAAAUAAAGAGGAAUGAAAUGAGAGUGUUCACACGUGAAGAUUUUAAGUCUCCAUCUACAACCAGUACAUCAAGCAACGAUGGAAAUAAGUCUAAAAAACACAAAACUACCCGAAAAAGUGAAGGUGACAAGCAGAAAAAGAAGACAGCUGCUUCUCCUAAAUCUGGGCGCCAGCAGGAAAGGAGUCUCGACCUGACUAAGCCAAACUGGACACUUCGUGUCGUCACUGACGAAGCCAAAUCAGAGUGCAUUGAAGUGAAAAGAGAUACGGAGAGAGAUGACCAGAUAAGAUCCAUUAAAAAAGUCUGGCAAAUGGCUGAGCCAGAACACUCUGAAAAGGCUGCUCAAUCCCGCCUCCUCUUUCUUAAUGCGGUUCAAGAAAAAAGCAGAGCCAUAGAUCCACCUAGCUUUGAUUCUGAUAUCCAUGUCAGUCCAUCCAACGAUAAAAUGAAUGCCCCCCCUCGGCCUUCUCUUCACUUCGACUACAGUCAUUUGAUCAGAUGCCAGAAGGAUUUAUCAGAGCUAGAGGAAUCGGAACGAGAGGAGGCCAGCCUGAAGGAAAGCUCUGAUAAGAUCCAGAACUACAGGUUGGCCCGUGAAACAGAGAUGGAGGGCUUCGAACAGCAGAUGGAGGAACAAUAUAAGUUAAUGGGGCAUUACCAUGAGGUGGAUGGCAUGCUGUUUAGUGAAAUAGAUACAAAUGAUGUCUGUUAUCAAGAAGACCACAGUGAACUAAGUUAGCUGCAUUUUUGUACUGGUUAAACAUCUCACUGUUCUUACUGUCUGCUCCUGUGUUCUCAGUAGAAGGCCAGUGAGGAAUCGUCCAUUGAUUGUAAAAAAUUUUGCAGCCAAUAUUAGCCUCAAUAAGUAUAAACAAGAAGAGGAACCAGCAGAAAGGGGCAGAGCUAUCAUCUCCAGAGGAAAAAAAAA
Molecule: messenger RNA, 4462 nt
Organism: Cyprinodon tularosa
Lineage: Eukaryota; Metazoa; Chordata; Actinopteri; Cyprinodontiformes; Cyprinodontidae
Gene: adgb
Product: androglobin
Exons: 34
Coding region: 59-4273 (1404 amino acids)
Biological process (GO): proteolysis
Molecular function (GO): calcium-dependent cysteine-type endopeptidase activity
Source: RefSeq, a predicted model, not a curated record